This is a messenger RNA of Aspergillus fischeri NRRL 181, 453 nucleotides long. Its product is annotated as DASH complex subunit DAD3 family protein. NCBI's taxonomy places the organism in Eukaryota, Fungi, Ascomycota, Eurotiomycetes, Eurotiales, Aspergillaceae. Gene Ontology annotation, biological process: attachment of spindle microtubules to kinetochore. The record is from RefSeq and is a predicted model, not a curated record. Gene Ontology annotation, cellular component: mitotic spindle; DASH complex. The transcript is spliced from 2 exons. The coding region runs from base 1 to 453 and encodes 150 amino acids.
AUGUUCUCCUUCGACGAAGACCCCGCCUCCGCCGCCAGCCGCGACUGCUGCGACUGCGCUCCCUCCUCCCCAAUAACAACCGAAAACCCUCUCCUGCGCGCCUCGAACCCCCUCGUCUCGGAUCUCGAGCAGGAAGUCCUGGACGAGUAUACCCGGCUCCUGGGGAAUGUGAACAAGUUAUCAGAUAAACUGGCCGGGCUAGCGGGGGAUCCGACCUCGUUGACGCUUGAUGGGUUGAGGCUGCUGGAGCGCAAGACUGCGACGGUGUGUACACUGCUCAAGGCGAGUGUGUAUAGUAUUGUGUUGCAGCAGCAGAUGAUCAAUGAGAGCGAGGAACAGCAGCAUCAGGAGCAACAACAGCAACAGCAGUACGAGGAGGGGCAAGAUGAGCAGUUCCAGGGGCAGGGGAUGGGGUAUGAGGGGGAUGUUAGUUUUACGGGGAGGUAUGCGUGA